UUAGCAGUUCUCAUUGGCUCAAUCGUCUGGGCUCUGGACUGGCCUAUAUCUCGUACAACUGUUGCCAUGGCAGUGUGGAGAUUUCGGGGUUUUAAAGCAGAAGAGGUCCAAUCAGAAUCAUGUCUACUUCCUCUCUCGCAAAGCCUGCAGCCUUUUCUUAGACCUCCAAUUGACUGCGAGUUCUGUAUGGACGUCAACUCAAUUAAAAAGGUCACGAAUAUUUCCUCCAUUGAGUUUUCAGAGAAAUACGCGCACACGGGUAGACCAGUGGUUGUCAAGGACGCUGCUAGGAACUGGUCAGCUACACAAGUUUUUAGUUUCGAAUUCUUUAAAGGUCUCUAUGGUCCAUUCAGUUCUGUCAGGGGAAGCAACUGUCAGUUCUUUCCUUACAAGACAGAGUUUAGGAACCUGUCGCAUGUAUUUACAAUGGACGAAGAUCGCGUUCGUCAGAAACAAGGAACGAAGCCGUGGUAUAUUGGUUGGAGUAACUGUGAUUCGUCUGCUGCCAACAUUCUGCGUCACCACUACGAAAGACCUUACUUCCUGCCUCCUGACUCUGAAUCCAGUAACACAGACUGGAUAUUUAUGGGCAGCCCAGGCUAUGGAGCACAUAUGCACAUAGACGAUGUCAACUAUCCAUCCUGGCAAGCUCAGAUCACUGGACACAAACUUUGGACUCUUCAGCCUCCAUCCGAAUGUUUUUUUAGUUGCCUAACAGAAAUGGUGGUAACAGUUCACCCAGGGGAAAUAAUUGUCUUGGAUACUAACAGAUGGUAUCAUUCUACGCUUAUAGUGGGAGCAGACAUCAGCAUAACUAUUGGCUCAGAGUACGACUAGAGAGAUUCUCCCAUCAUAUGAUCUGAAGAGAGAUAGGCCUAGACUCCUACGGAUGCGUUUAGCUCAAUAGUAGAAAGAUCAGAAUGACGCUCUUUUGUGUGUUUACUCUUAUAGGAGUAUUACAGUAUAAAGUAUGAAACCUUUAAGUACCAUGUUACAAUUCUACUAGAUGUAUACUGUGUU
This is a messenger RNA of Biomphalaria glabrata, 1020 nucleotides long. RefSeq names its product bifunctional arginine demethylase and lysyl-hydroxylase JMJD6-like. NCBI's taxonomy places the organism in Eukaryota, Metazoa, Mollusca, Gastropoda, Planorbidae. The transcript has 5 exons. The annotation marks the transcript as partial. The record is from RefSeq and is a predicted model, not a curated record.